AUGCAGGCGAACGGCGCCCAGUUCUAUCUCGCAUGCACUCAGAUCAAGAUCACUGGAGGUGGAAAAGGUACACCCGGCCCUCUUGUUGCUCUGCCAGGAGCCUACAAGACCAACGACCCUGGCAUCCUAGUCAACUUGGGCACUAUCCAGCCAGACUCUUAUAUCCCUCCGGGCCCUGCUAAUCUUCCGUCUCUGCCCUCGGAUACCAGCCCAGAGACUUUUCCCCAGGCAGUGGACAAGGCAUAUAAUGAAAAUACCGAGCCUCCACCUCUGGCCGACGCCGUAACAGCAAAACAGGGCCAAGCUGAUACUGUCGCCGAUUUACUGUUGAAAGCACACAUCGGAACGGCACGGUCGGCUGUCGAGGCCCUGCAAGCCCCAGGAAAGCUGCCUGAAUUUUUCGCCAAGACGGACGAUAUUUUGCUCCCAUAUCUUGAUGCCUUGCAUGGUGCGGAGAUGGACCCCAAUAACCAUAAGAUAUACCUGGAGCUGACCCAGAAAUUCGAACGCCGCUUCGUCGAGGAUAUGAAUGCGCUUAAUGUACUGGCUCCCGACCAAUUAACUCGUGUGACCGAGUAUGUCCGGCCGAUUGUUCGCUUCGUUGAGAAGAUAGUGGCGAACGGUUUCGGUUACGCCACCCCCGACGGCUCCGUAUAUUUCGAUAUCGACUCGUUUGAGAAGGCUGGGCAUAGCUACUCCCGGCUGGAACCGUGGAACAAGAACGACCGUACCCUCCAAGCCGACGGUGAAGGUUCACUGUCCAAGGGAAAGUCAAUGAAGCGGAGCGAGAAUCAUUUUGCGCUGUGGAAAGCGAGCAAGCCAGGCGAGCCAGCAUGGCCGAGUCCAUGGGGUCAUGGGCGGCCAGGGUGGUAUAUUGAAUGCUCUGCGAUGGCCUCUGAAGUCAUCGGGAAGACGAUAGAUAUCUAUUCCGGGGGCGUUGAUCUUCGUUUCCCUCAUCAUGAUAACGAACUCGCACAAUCAGAAGCUUACUGGUCGACUACGGGCUGCCCAGUACAGUGGACGAAUCACUUUAUUCAUAUGGGGCAACUAAGGAUUCGAGGUUUGAAGAUGAGCAAGAGCCUCAAAAACUAUACGACCAUCAGAACUGUUCUCUCCGAAAAGGAGUGGAGUGCACGUUCUCUCCGAAUUUGCUUCCUCCUUAUGCCGUGGCAGGAUGGCAUCGAGGUAACAGACGAGCUUAUGAAGGCCGUAGUUGGCUGGGAAGGCAAGCUCAAUAACUUCUUUCUAAACAGCUUGGACCUCUGGAAACAUUCUACCGAUGUCGAUACAGCUCUUUGCGAUUCCUUCAACACCUCAGCUGUCAUGAGAAUCCUCUCUGAUCUUGUUACCGAGUCUAACUCGGCAGAGGCACUUUCAGAUCAGACAGUCAUCUUGCUUGCUCGGUGGAUAACACGUAUUGUCACCAUUUUUGGUCUGGAUCCCGAGGGAGAUCUCAGCAACCCGGACCGUAUUGGAUGGUCGGGCCUCGAUAUUCCCGCGCCAGCAAAGCCCUAUGUCUACCCUGCAUCUCAAUUGCGCGACAAAAUUACGAUCACGGCGUCAACACCAAUGGUCGAGUCUUCCGAACCAUACGAUCAACUCCGUGAUGUACACCUCUGGAACCUAGGCAUCUAUCUCGAGGACCACGACAACCCCCGGCCUGCUUUGGUUCGACCACUCGAUAAGUUGGUCAUGGAGGCGCGUGCGGAGCGGGAAUCUGCUGGCACUGCGAAGGCGAAGGCUAAGCUGGAACAGCAGGCCAAGGAGGCUGAAAGGGAGAAAGAGCUGAGCGAGCGCGCCAAGGUUGACCCCCUUCUGAUGUUCAGGACCUCGGACGAGUACUUAGAAUGGGACGAAAGCGGCAUCCCGACCGUGGACGCAGCAGGGAGUGUGGAGAAGCAGAAGAAGAUGCACGAGGAAUGGCUGGCGACGCAGCAGGCAGCAUAG
Messenger RNA from Daldinia decipiens, 1947 nucleotides. RefSeq names its product cysteinyl-tRNA synthetase. The record is from RefSeq and is a predicted model, not a curated record. The coding region runs from base 1 to 1947 and encodes 648 amino acids. Gene Ontology annotation, biological process: cysteinyl-tRNA aminoacylation. Gene Ontology annotation, cellular component: cytoplasm. Gene Ontology annotation, molecular function: cysteine-tRNA ligase activity; ATP binding. Lineage: Eukaryota; Fungi; Ascomycota; Sordariomycetes; Xylariales; Hypoxylaceae. The transcript is spliced from 7 exons.